Messenger RNA from Akanthomyces muscarius, 378 nucleotides. RefSeq lists its product as uncharacterized. NCBI's taxonomy places the organism in Eukaryota, Fungi, Ascomycota, Sordariomycetes, Hypocreales, Cordycipitaceae. The record is from RefSeq and is a predicted model, not a curated record. The transcript has a single exon. Bases 1 to 378 code for a protein of 125 amino acids.
AUGCCUUUUGGGAGCUUCUCAGCGCAGCAAGCUGCGGCACAGCAACUCGCUGCGCAGCAGAUUGCGGCUCUCCCAUACCUUGCCUCCCUUGCAUCUCUCGGCCCGCCUCCGUCGCUCUUGACCGGACUGGAAAAGCCCAACUUGACAGCCAAUAUCCGCCGGCCAGCGGUCCCGAAGCCCACGCUGCCUAAUGCUGGUGCCCAGCUGGCAUAUGAGGAGUGGAUUGAGUGGCGAAAGGCCAACGAACCAGGAUAUGCCGUUGAAUGCAAGGCCCGACAGCAGCGGAGAUCUCAAAGAGUCAAGGGCCCCAAAGAAGGCGGCGGAGAUAAGCCCGCGGAAUCCUGCCUGGCACCAGUCACAGCCGUAGCUGCUUCAUGA